Messenger RNA from Onychostoma macrolepis, 1674 nucleotides. It is a transcript of the gene nim1kb, whose product is annotated as NIM1 serine/threonine protein kinase. The coding region runs from base 1 to 1302 and encodes 433 amino acids. NCBI's taxonomy places the organism in Eukaryota, Metazoa, Chordata, Actinopteri, Cypriniformes, Cyprinidae. The transcript has 3 exons. Gene Ontology annotation, biological process: microtubule cytoskeleton organization; intracellular signal transduction; protein phosphorylation. Gene Ontology annotation, molecular function: ATP binding; tau-protein kinase activity; protein serine/threonine kinase activity. The record is from RefSeq and is a predicted model, not a curated record. Gene Ontology annotation, cellular component: cytoplasm.
AUGCCUGCUAGGGCAAGUCAGGUGUCGCCGAAGGUGCAUCGGCACAACAUUUACACGCUGACGGACAGCUCAGAAUGUGGGUCAGAGACGGAAGAGGAUGCAGACCAUUCCAAGCGCCUGACACCCCUGGAGAAGUUAACGCUGGAAAUGUGCAAUGACGAAGAGACCAUAAAAGAACUGACGGUGGGCAGAAGGGUGGGAUUCUAUAAAGUCCGCGGUCAGAUCGGCUGUGGGAACUUUUCGAAGGUCAAACUGGCCGUCCACGCGCUCACCAAAGACAAGGUUGCCAUUAAGAUCAUGGAUAAGAUGAGGCUCGAUCUGCAGACCCAGAGGAUGCUGUCUAGAGAGAUCUCAAACAUGGAGAGCUUGUAUCACCCAAACUUAUUGCAGCUCUAUGAAGUACUUGAGACGCCAAGUCGGUUGUACCUAGUUCUGGAGUUUGCCGGAGGAGGAGACCUCCACACCAGAAUCAGCUCAGGAGGAAAACUCUCUGACCAAGAGAGCAAGAUUGUAUUCGCCCAAAUCCUGUCAGCAGUCAAAUAUAUGCAUGAGAACAACAUCAUCCAUCGAGAUCUGAAAGCAGAAAAUGUUCUUUAUACAACCAACUCCUGCAUAAAAGUGGCUGAUUUUGGCUUCAGCAAGAGGGUCAACAAUCGCAAUCAAGCCCUAGACACCUUUUGUGGUUCUCCUCCUUAUGCAGCUCCAGAACUCUUCAAAGAUGAGUCUUACAUCGGGCCACCUGUGGAUGCGUGGGCAAUGGGCGUCCUGCUUUUUUUCAUGGUGACUGGCACAUUGCCUUUUCGCGCUGACACUGUGGCCAAGUUGCGCCAAAGCGUGCUAGAGGGUGCCUACGUCCUGCCAACCUGGGUAUCAGCUCCAUGUCAGCGGCUGAUCAGGGGGAUCUUGAAGCCAGAACCUUCGGAGCGAUGCGCACUGGACCAGAUGCUGGGCUGCGAGUGGCUGCUGCCAGUGGAACUCUUCCGGCCUAUUCCUCCCUUAUACCAGCUCAACCCCAUCCAUCUAAUAGAGGCCAGCCCAGCGGAGUUAGACAGAGACCAGAAAGAGGUAAAAGGUAUCCUGGAGAAACUGGGAGUCACUCAGGAACAUAUUCUCAAUAACCAAGGAAAGCGCAUUCGCAGUCCCAUUACAGGGGUUUACCGCAUACUACUGCACAGAAUUAAAAGAAACCAUGGAGCCGAGUCUGUGCCUAUAAUCAGUGGAGUCGUCAAAGAUCCUAAAAGAGACAGUCUCCGUGCCUAUAGGAACCUACGGCACUCCUCGAAACUGUGUGUGCUUUCUUAAAGGCAUAGUUCAUCCCUUUUAUUCAGUCUUUUUGUCCAUACCCCAUUGACUUUCAUUGUAUAUGCUCAAAAUAACACUGCAACAUUUUCAAAAUAUCUUCUAUAUGUGUUUCACAGAAGGGACAGCAAGAGGGUGAAGACAGUAAAUGAAUAAAGUUUUAAUUUUUGGACAAACAAACCAUGUAAUCAGCCUAAUACUAUUGGAGUUGUGGCAUUUUACUGUUAAUAGACCAGAUCAAUGAGAAACUAUAUGCUAAUUCUUAUUAACUUAAACAGUACGUUUAAAAUAGUUUCAUUUCAGUAACUACUUGCACAAUAAAUUUUAUUUAAUUGUCAGUGGCUUAACUUAUGUAAUAUUUACAGUACGUGUUUC